UUCCCGGUGACUUUGGCACCGCGCAGGCCGCCUGUGGAGCGGUCCGGUCCGGCCGAGGCCCGCUGUCCUUUUCGGUGACUGUCAGCCCGCAAGCCUGGCCGCUUCCCGGCGGGGUGACCUCAGGGCCAUGUCCAGGCCGAGCAGCGUCUCCCCACGGCCGCCGGCUCCCGGCGGCGGUGGUGGCGGCGGCGGCGGGGGCGGCCCGGCUCAGAGCGGCCCUGGGGGCGGCGCCCGGGCCAAGGGGCUGAAGGACGUUCGCAUAGACGAGGAGGUGAAAAUCGCAGUUAAUAUCGCUCUGGAGCGCUUCCGAUACGGGGACCAGAAAGAAAUGGAAUUUCCUUCUUCUUUGACCAGUACCGAACGAGCCUUUAUUCAUCGAUUGAGCCAGUCUCUUGGGUUGGUCUCUAAAAGUAAAGGAAAGGGAGCAAAUAGAUACCUAACUGUGAAGAAGAAAGAUGGAUCAGAAACAGCUCAUGCAAUGAUGACCUGUAAUUUGACUCAUAAUACAAAACAUGCUGUUAGGAGCCUAAUUCAAAGAUUUCCCGUCACAAAUAAAGAACGUACUGAACUUCUGCCUAAAACAGAAAGAGGAAAUGUGUUUGCAGUUGAAGCUGAAAACCGGGAAAUGAGCAAGACAAGUGGGCGACUCAACAAUGGCAUACCUCAGAUUCCAGUGAAAAGAGGAGAAUCCGAAUUUGAUUCUUUCAGGCAGUCUUUGCCAGUGUUUGAGAAACAAGAAGAAAUUGUUAAAAUAAUUAAAGAAAAUAAAGUAGUUUUGAUUGUAGGAGAAACUGGGUCUGGAAAGACUACACAGAUUCCUCAGUUCCUAUUAGAUGAUUGCUUUAAAAAUGGUAUCCCUUGCCGAAUAUUUUGUACUCAACCAAGACGAUUAGCAGCUAUUGCUGUGGCUGAAAGAGUUGCUGCAGAGAGAAGAGAAAGGAUUGGUCAAACAAUUGGGUAUCAGAUACGAUUAGAAAGCAGGGUUUCUCCAAAGACACUUCUGACAUUUUGCACUAAUGGGGUAUUGCUUCGAACAUUGAUGGCAGGAGAUAGUACAUUGUCAGCUGUGACACAUGUUAUUGUGGAUGAAGUACAUGAAAGAGAUCGAUUUAGUGAUUUUUUACUUACAAAGUUAAGAGAUUUGUUGCAAAAGCAUCCAACUUUGAAACUAAUUCUUUCUAGUGCUGCCUUGGAUGUAAAUCUCUUUAUAAGAUAUUUUGGAAGUUGUCCAGUAAUAUAUAUACAGGGAAGACCAUUUGAAGUAAAAGAAAUGUUUCUGGAAGAUAUUUUAAGAACUACUGGAUAUACAAAUAAAGAAAUGUUAAAAUACAAAAAGGAAAAACAGCGAGAAGAAAAACAACAAACCACACUUACAGAAUGGUAUUCAGCUCAAGAGAAUACUGUCAAGCCUGAAUCUCAGAGGCAAAGAACAAUUCCAAAUGUGACUGAAGAGUAUGAUUUAUUGGAUGAUGGUGGUGAUGCUGUUUUCAGUCAGUUGACAGAAAAAGAUGUGAAUUGCCUUGAACCAUGGUUAAUAAAGGAAAUGGAUGCUUGUCUUUCUGAUAUAUGGCUGAAUAAAGAUGUUGAGGCCUUUGCUCAGAUUUUUCACCUUAUUUUAACGGAAAAUGUUAGUGUCGAUUACAGACAUAGUGAAACCAGUGCAACAGUUCUGAUGGUUGCUGCAGGACGAGGUUUUUCAAGUCAAGUGGAGCAGUUAAUUAGUAUGGGAGCCAAUGUCCAUAGCAAAGCAUCAAAUGGCUGGAUGGCUUUAGAUUGGGCUAAACACUUUGGGCAGACUGAAGUUGUGGAUCUUCUAGAAUCUUACAGUGCUUCAUUGGAAUUUGGAAAUCUAGAUGAAAGUUCUCUGGUUCAGACAAAUGGAAAUGACCUCAAUGCAGAAGAUAGAGAGCUCCUGAAAGCUUAUCAUCAUAGUUUUGAUGAUGAAAAAGUAGACUUGGAUUUGAUCAUGCAUCUUCUGUACAAUAUCUGCCAUAGUUGUGAUGCUGGUGCAAUAUUAAUUUUUCUGCCUGGAUAUGACGAAAUUGUUGGAUUGAGGGAUCGCAUCCUAUUUGAUGAUAAGCGGUUUGCUGACAAUACACAUAGAUAUCAAGUCUUUAUGCUUCAUUCAAACAUGCAAACAUCUGAUCAAAAGAAAGUAUUAAAAAACCCACCUGCAGGUGUUCGAAAAAUAAUCCUUUCCACCAAUAUUGCUGAAACCAGCAUCACAGUCAAUGAUGUUGUCUUUGUUAUUGAUUCUGGUAAGGUGAAAGAGAAGUCCUUUGAUGCACUGAAUUUUGUUACAAUGUUAAAAAUGGUGUGGAUUUCCAAAGCUAGUGCCAUACAACGAAAGGGCAGGGCAGGGCGAUGUAGACCUGGAAUUUGUUUUCGUCUGUUCAGUAGACUCCGAUUCCAGAAUAUGUUGGAAUUUCAGACUCCAGAACUUUUGAGAAUGCCAUUACAGGAACUUUGUUUACACACCAAGCUGUUAGCCCCAGUUAAUUGUCCUAUUGCGGAUUUCCUUAUGAAAGCUCCUGAACCUCCACCAGCUUUAAUUGUACGGAAUGCUGUACAAAUGCUUAAGACAAUAGAUGCAAUGGAUGCGUGGGAAGAUCUCACUGAACUUGGAUAUCAUUUGGCUGACUUGCCAGUAGAACCACAUCUUGGUAAAAUGGUCCUGUGUGCUGUUGUUUUAAAGUGUCUGGACCCUAUCCUUACAAUUGCCUGCACACUAGCCUAUCGAGAUCCUUUUGUCCUGCCAACCCAGGCCUCUCAAAAACGCGCAGCUAUGCUUUGUAGGAAACGUUUCACUGCUGGAACUUUCAGUGAUCAUAUGGCACUUCUCAGAGCAUUCCAGGCAUGGCAGAAAGCACGAAGUGAUGGGUGGGAGCGAGCCUUUUGUGAAAAGAAUUUUCUUUCACAAGCUACCAUGGAAAUAAUCAUAGGCAUGAGAACUCAAUUGCUCGGUCAACUUAGAGCAUCAGGUUUUGUUAGAGCACGAGGUGGUGGUGACAUUCGAGAUGUUAACACAAAUUCCGAGAAUUGGGCUGUCGUUAAAGCUGCAUUGGUGGCAGGCAUGUAUCCUAAUUUAGUCCAUGUGGACAGAGAGAAUUUAGUAUUGACAGGGUCAAAGGAGAAAAAAGUACGAUUUCAUCCCACUUCAGUUCUCAGUCAGCCUCAAUAUAAAAAGAUUCCUCCAGCCAAUGGUCAAGCUGCAGCAAUUCAGGCACUGCCCACAGAUUGGCUUAUUUAUGAUGAAAUGACCAGAGCCCAUAGAAUAGCUAACAUUAGAUGUUGUUCAGCAGUGACACCCGUCACUGUAUUGGUAUUCUGUGGACCAGCUAGAUUGGCAAGUAAUGCUCUUCAGGAAUCUUCAUCCUUUCGAGCGGAUGGUAUUCCUAAUGAUAGUAGUGAUAGUGAAAUGGAAGAUAGAACUACUGCUAAUCUGGCAGCUUUGAAACUUGAUGAGUGGCUCAAUUUCAAACUAGAACCUGAGGCCGCCAGUUUAUUGCUGCAGCUCAGACAGAAGUGGCACAGCUUAUUUUUACGCCGAAUGAGAGCUCCAUCGAAACCGUGGUCUCAAGUUGAUGAAGCGACCAUUAGAGCAAUUAUAGCUGCUUUAAGUACUGAAGAACAGUCUGCAGGUUUACAACAACCAUCUGGGAUUGGCCAAAGGCCAAGGCCUAUGUCUUCAGAAGAACUUCCUUUGGCAUCAUCUUGGAGGUCAAAUAAUAGUAGGAAAAGUUCAGCAGAUACUGAAUUUCCUGACGAGUCUACUUCUACAGAAAGAGUAUUGAUGAAAUCUCCAUCUCCAGCACUACAUCCACCUCAGAAGUACAAAGAUAGAGGAAUUUUACAUCCUAAACGAAGCGCUGAUGACCGACCAGAUCAAGCUUCUGCAAAAUCUACAGAAGAUUACCCAAGUCCUUGUGCUAGCCCUUCUCCUCCAUCCUCAGGAAAGGGGUCAAAAUCUCCUUCACCAAGACCAAACAUGCCUAUUCGAUACUUCAUAAUGAAGAGUAGCAAUUUGAGAAACCUUGAAAUUUCUCAACAGAAGGGUAUUUGGUCUACAACCCCUAGUAAUGAGCGGAAGCUAAAUCGAGCCUUUUGGGAAAGCAGCAUGGUUUACUUGGUUUUUUCUGUUCAAGGAUCUGGACAUUUCCAGGGAUUUUCUAGGAUGUCAUCUGAGAUAGGAAAGGAGAAGAGCCAGGAUUGGGGCUCCGCUGGACUAGGAGGAGUGUUUAAGGUGGAGUGGAUACGGAAAGAAAGUCUUCCCUUUCAGUUUGCACAUCAUUUACUCAAUCCUUGGAAUGAUAACAAGAAAGUCCAGAUAAGCAGAGAUGGGCAGGAACUAGAACCUCAGAUUGGGGAACAGUUGCUACAGUUAUGGGACCGCCUUCCAUCAGGAGAAAAAACGACAACUGAUUGACACUCGGGUUAUACCAUUCUUGACUUUGAGUACUGGCAGUAUUUGUGAUCAUUAAGGAUAUCUUUCAGAUAACUUCUCUUUUUAUCUUUAAACCUUUCAAGAGCACUUAGUUACAGAAUGCACUGACUUCCAAAAACUUAGAUGGGCUUUUCUGGUUUAGAGUAUUGCUUUAGAACCACCAUCUUCAUAUAAAAGAGAAAAUGAUAAUUUUAAUAGUGAUAACAUAGGAUGAUUAUGUAAUGUUUUUUAAUUGUAUGUUUCUAAUUGAAUAAAACAGUAGUUCCAUUAUUUGACACAACAGCAGUUAUUUUAAAUAUACUUAAUUUGAAGUUGAAUAUUUCAUUUGUUUAAAACACUGAAUUAUAAUUCAUAUUAUUUUUUUAAUGCAAAGUAAGUUUGUUUACUUCUUAUUGUUGACACUAUUACAGAUGCCCCCUAUUUAAGUUGUAUACUUUUAAGAAAAGCCUGAAUAUAUCAGUACAUACGCGCACCAUUUCAGAAGAGUCAGCUCUUAAGAUUUAUGAUUAAAAAGCAAACAAGCAAACAACCAGAUUAAAAAAUGUUUCUUUUAAAAAUAGUGUGUGCUAAUUAAGGACUAUUUAUUCUGCCAUUUUUAGCCUAAGAUACAUUAAGAAAAAAAGGAGGGCUAUUCUUUUUCUGCAAUUAUGUAAUGCAGGAAAAGUCUGAAGAAAGGCAACAUUCCUCCCAGUUUGUGAUCAGAUCGAAUUCAGUGCUUAGUUUUCUUCCUGGUUCUGCCUCUUUUAACCUGAUGGGUGCCAUACCCCAUUCUUCCUCCCAUGUUACAGCAUUCACACAUCUCUUACAUGAGCACAGUAAUUAUGACCUUUUUGUUUUGUGUAGGGCAACUUGAUUUAGACACGUUAGAAAUUUAAACAAAUUAUACACAUAGUUUAACAGCUAGUGAUAACUUGCUUGCUGUAUGUCUUCCAAACUGAAGCCCACAAGCAUCACAGUUCUAAAUGCCUUCUAUUUGUUUUCCAGUACUUUUUAUCCUGCUGUGUUUUUGGAUAUGAUUUCUUUCUUAUUUUGCACUUAUGGUUUAAUAAAUUGGGGUGGUGAUGGUGGUGAUUUUUUAAAAAUAAAACUGUGUUAGCGCCAACUAUCUACUUCUUUGCCAAUUCAGAAUUAUUUGGUUUGAACUCUUUACCACCACUACCUAUAAAGUUUCCUAAGAAGCUUUUGAAGGGAAAUAGAGGUACGGGUAAAAAAGAAAUGUCUUGGUCACUGAGCUCUAAAUAGAACAGUUUGGUAGCACUUCUCAUGAGACAUUUGGGUGUUUCCUAUAUAACAAAACACCAACAGGAAAUUAAUUUAAAGACAAGAAGAACUCUGAGUCAUCUGCUUCUGUAUUUGAGAACAAAGAAGUGAAAAUUUAUAGGCCAACAUAAAAUCUUGAGAACCCUUCUACUUCCUCUGGGAAAGCAUUAUAUGUUGGUGUAUUAGUUUAGAAUGUCAUCAGUGAUUUUGGCCUGUAUUUGUAGAUAUUUGGUUUUUAAAAUUUAUUUUAUACUUUGAGACAUACCUAUAAAUUGAAUCUAUGAAUUAUGUUCCACUAUCUGUGUAUUACAGUUUUUUUCCCUAUUAGAGCAACUUGUGUUUCUCUAAUAAUGUUUACAUUUUGUUUAGUAUAUAUUUAGAAGUUCCUGGUGUUCUAAAUUUGGAAGUUUAGGACUUUUGAAAAAUAAAACUUGUUUCAUUUUUAUCUGCUUUCUAAUAUCUAGCCCCCUGUGGAAAUUAUGACUUUGUUGAUAUCUAAAAUGAGUACAAUUUAAUGUAUUAAAAUGCUGUUUUUGGAAGAAAUGAACUUUAAAUAUACUUAUUAGAUAAAAUUCUGUUCAAUUA
Messenger RNA from Eptesicus fuscus (big brown bat), 6289 nucleotides. RefSeq names its product YTH N6-methyladenosine RNA binding protein C2 (gene YTHDC2). The coding region runs from base 128 to 4426 and encodes 1432 amino acids. The record is from RefSeq and is a predicted model, not a curated record. Gene Ontology annotation, molecular function: ATP binding; RNA binding. Gene Ontology annotation, cellular component: intracellular anatomical structure. The transcript has 29 exons. NCBI's taxonomy places the organism in Eukaryota, Metazoa, Chordata, Mammalia, Chiroptera, Vespertilionidae.